AUGGCCACGCUGCACCACAGCAGAGCCGCAGCCACGGCAGCAGCAAUCUUGCGGACGUCCAGCUGGCAGGCGGGGGGCGGCAAAGAGGCGUCCGCCCGCGCAGCGCAGUUCCGCGACAGCGCGGCCCUCAGCCCGCUGCCUGGCUACUGCAGCAUGGCGCAGUUUGGGCCCACCACCGAGCUGUACAGGAGCACAGGCCAGGUCAUCAUCAAGCGCUACACCAAGGGCAAGAUGAGCUCACGAGCCGCACACAAGAUGCAUCGCGAGAUCCAGCUCAUGUACCGGCUGCGGGGCCAGGAGGGGGUGGCCCAGAUCCUGGGCGACUUUGAGGAUGGGCAGUACUUCUACAUUGCCAUGGUGGGUGGUGGGAGUUUUACGAGGGCGGCGACUCUGUACAAGCGGUCGCUGAAGCAAGCCAAGGAGAUGCCGCUGGAGGAGCACUGGAUCUGCACCAAGGUCAUCGUCCCCCUGCUGCGCGUGCUGUGCGUGCUGCACGACCGCCACGGCAUCGUGCACCGCGACAUCAAGCCCGAAAACAUCUUCCUCACAGACACGGACGAGCUGCGUCUGGGCGACCUGGGGCUGGCCAUCCAGCAGCAGCAGGAGCUGCCCUUCCUGCGGGCCGGCACCCUGGACUACAUGUCGCCAGAGGUUCUGUGCAACCCGCUGUCCAGCCGCUUGGAUGAGUCCCGCCACUACACAGCCGCAGACCUGCGCCGCAUCGGCUUUGCGCCCUACAACGAAAAGGUGGAUGUGUGGGCAGUGGGUGUGCUGGUGUAUGAGCUGAUGAGCGGCGGCGCCACCCCUUUCUUCCACGACGAGCCGGAGACCACCCAGAAGCUCAUCAUGCGGUGCGACCUGGCGUCGGUGCGCUUUGAGCGCCACCAGCUGCUCAGCCCCUGGGCCGACUUUGUGCGCACAGCGCUGCAGCGGGAGCCAGGGAGCCGCCCCUCGGCCGCCCAGCUGCUGCAGCACCGCUGGGUGCAGCAGCACCUGCAGGCCAGGCCGCGCCCGCCGCUGGCGCCGCCGCGCCGCCCCUCGCUGAGCCGCGUCGCCUCGCUGCCGGCAAUGGCGCUGUUCAAAGCCGCCGCCGCCGCCGCCGUCUACUCCCCGCCCGACCCGCCAGCUCUGGCGCCUGCUGCUGAGCAGGCACCCACGCCCUGCCCAGCCCCAGCCCCGGCAGGCAAGGCGCUCCCCGUCGGCGGCGGCAGCGGCAACAGCAGUUGCGACGCUUCCGUCCUGGCGCCCUUCCCCAGCACUGGCACAUCCAGCUCUGGGAGCGGCAUCAACAGCAGCAGCAGCCUCAGCAGCUUCGCCUCCCUGCACUCCCUGGCAGAGGCUGCCGUCGCCGCUGCCGCAUGCGGCGCGCCGCCGCCGCCGCCGCCGGUGACGACGACUGCAGACCUGUGCAUGCUUCGCUCCAGCACCAGCUGCCUCACCCUCACUGCGCAGUCUGGCUGCCGGUGCAGCACCUGCCGCCUGGGCCUGGGCAGCAGCUGCCUGGAGUGCGGCGGCAGCGGCAGCGGGGAUGGGGCUGGCGGCGGCGGCGGCUGCAGCGGGGAGGAUUCCGAGAUGCCCCUGGCAGCUGCGGAGCUCUCUGGCGCCGACCCCGGCAGCUUUGCCAGCCAGGCACCAGAGGUGCAGGAGCCUGGCGCAGCUGGCGAGAGCAGUCCAGGGCACCAGGGUGCAGGGCCGCCGCUGGGCCCUCUGUGGCCCUCGCCCUUUGCCUCCCAGCCGCCGGCUCCCCGAGUCCUCAGCCUGCCCUGCCUGCUGUCCCAGGACCAAGCUGGCGGCGUGGCGGCGGAGCCUUUGCAGGCCCGCCCACAGGUGCCGUCGCCGCUCGGCCCGCCGCCGCAGCGCCCCCAGCCGUCACGCGCAUCCUGCGGCAGCCUGGGCUGGGCGCCUCCGCUGGACGGCGCCGGCGGCUCUGUGGCUGGCGGCGGCGGCGGCGGCGAUGUGCGGCUGUCCCGGGCGGGGCACCGCAACCGUGUGGUGGCCUACAUGCAGAAGCAGCGCAUCAGCCUGCUCAAGACGCUGAGGAUCACGCGCCGCUCGGUGGGCGGCAGCGGCGGCAGCGCCGACUCCGCGCGCAGCCGCAGCGGCGGCAGCACCGGCGCCGCCAGCAGCAGCGAGGAUGGCUGCCAGCGCCACGCCUCGUGCUCGGUGGUGCGUGAGUUCCGCUGCGUGGCCACGCUGACGGCGGCGCAGCUGGUGACCAGCUGGAUCCACGUCAGCCUGGCGCUGGGGGAGGCGCGCGACACGGCGGAGCGCCAGCUGGCCGCGGAGCAGAGGAAGAAGGGGGGCGGCAAGGUGGGGCUUGGGUUAGAGGGGAAGGGGCGCUGGAGGGGGCCGGGCCCUGCAGGUGUCUGCUAG
Molecule: messenger RNA, 2373 nt
Organism: Chlorella variabilis
Lineage: Eukaryota; Viridiplantae; Chlorophyta; Trebouxiophyceae; Chlorellales; Chlorellaceae
Exons: 10
Coding region: 1-2373 (790 amino acids)
Biological process (GO): regulation of cytokinesis; mitotic spindle organization; protein phosphorylation
Cellular component (GO): chromosome passenger complex; spindle midzone; spindle microtubule
Molecular function (GO): protein kinase activity; ATP binding
Source: RefSeq, a predicted model, not a curated record